Molecule: messenger RNA, 6480 nt
Organism: Aedes albopictus (Asian tiger mosquito)
Lineage: Eukaryota; Metazoa; Arthropoda; Insecta; Diptera; Culicidae
Exons: 1
Coding region: 1-6480 (2159 amino acids)
Biological process (GO): DNA integration
Molecular function (GO): nucleic acid binding; zinc ion binding
Source: RefSeq, a predicted model, not a curated record
AUGGCGGCGGCCAGAUAUAAUUGCACAUGCGGCGAACCAAUCGUCGGUGAUGAAGAAAAGGCAAAGUGUAGUGAGUGCCUGCGUUCGAUUCAUCUCGCGUGUGCUGUGAUCGGUCGUUGUAUCGGUGGUGAACGCGUUGUGUGUGAGCGUUGUUAUCGGCGAGACCCUCCACCUCCCCCUUCAACUACAAGGCGGUCGGCAAGCUCUUCUACCCGAGCCCAGCUGUUGCUCGAUUUGCAGCGGCUCGAAGAAGAAAAGUGCUUGCAGGAGAAGGCUGCUGAGGAGAAAGUGAGACGUGAUAGGGAAUAUCUCGCGAAGAAAUAUGAGCUCAUGCAGGCUGAUCUGCUUGCAAAUAGUGAAGCCAGUAGUCGUCGAUCGAUAUCCAGCAUCGAGAAGGUUCAAGCUUGGCUUCUGGACAAGCCCACCGACAACGUAGAAUCCGGCAUCGGGCAAAGUGAAAUCCCCGCCGGUGUAUCGUCUCGGACAGGCACGGUCUACAAGCCAAACCGGCUAGUACCAACGACAGUCGCUGCAUCUUCAACUCCCAAGUCAGGGCAGCAUGCGGAGCACUCUUUCGGGCUCAAUCCGAGCCAGCCACUAAGCCAAGAUGCGUCAAGAUGCGUUGUACCACGGGUGAACCAAACGCAAAACCCGUUGGAUUGGAGUUUGACUUGGGAACAUCCUGACGAACCCAUACCGAAACGACGAAUCGCAGUGGACUUGGAGGAGAUCCAGCGGAAGUUCUGCGGUGUGCAAUUACGUCCCCCCAACCCGAGCCAGCACCCAGUAGGUUGGCCGUUACCAGCUAGCGAGCCGGUACUAAGUGAAGCCCAGCAGAAUCCCAUCCACUGGGUUUCCUCACAGCAGCAGGAGAUUCCAACUAUAAGCCCAGCGUUGGCAAGUAGUAUGGGACAAAUCCAAGCGGCGCUCGCGUUGGAGCCCCUCACAACCCGAUACCAGCAGACGUCCGGCCUCGAAUCAGCACCAACCGGACAGGAAGCGUCGGCAGCGAUUACUUCGGUGAGUCAAACGUGCUCUAAUAUAUUUCCGACACUAACAAGACCAUUGCAAAGCAAGGUGACAUUCGAUAUGCCCAAAUUGUCGUCAUUUAUUUCACACACUCCCUUCCCCUUGACCGAACCAUGCAAGCCCCACCAAACUACCCAAACUAGCCAAAACAAUGCGUUUGCCUUCAAUCCAGCAUAUAGAAGCACUCCUCAUGUCCGUCCCUCGACUGCCCCCUCCGUGCGAUUUGCUGACUUUCCGCUCGUUUCGUCGGCCCGCUUGCCAUUGUCUACUCAAGUGCAAACAGUUCAAAGCAGUACGGUGCCUAUAGCGUCGUCGAUGGCUGCCAACAGUGAUCCAGUGGUGCCCAACGUGUUUCCACAAGCGUUCCUUCCCUUCGAUUCUACCUCUGCAACUGCGCCAGUCCCUCAACCGUGGAUAAGUUCUCCGACAUCUCAACAGCUCGCUGCUAGGCACAUCGUUCCCAAGGAGCUACCCAUCUUUUCGGGCGAUUCUGUCGAAUGGCCGCUAUUCCUGAGUUGUUUUCAGAACACCACACAUUUAUGUGGGUUUUCCCACGGAGAGAAUUUGAUGUGUCUGCAACGGAGCCUCAAAGGAAACGCCCUGGAAGCAGUGAGGAGUUUACUUCUGGAGCCCUCAUCGGUUCCUAUGAUCCUCUCGACACUUCAUACAUUGUACGGUCGUCCCGAUCUGGUCAUCAACUCACUACUGCAGAAGGUGCGCUCUACUCCAGCCCCAAAACCGGACAAGCUGGAGUCUAUGAUAUCGUUCGGUCUAGCCUGCCAAAACCUCUGUGGUCAUUUGCGUGCAGCUGGACAACAGGCCCACUUCUCCAAUCCGGCGUUGCUGCAGGAGUUAGUCAGCAAGUUACCAGCAAACAUCAAACUUGAUUGGGCGCUUUUCAAACAAAAGUGCCCUGUGGUCGACCUCGGUACAUUUGGCGAUUACAUGGCGCAACUGGUGGUAGCUGCAAGUGACGUCGCUCCCUAUCAACCGUCUCAAGAAGCUAGUGUUGGUUCGAACAAACAAAAGGAAAAAGAGAAGCUGUAUGUGAACACUCACGCAUCUGGCAAUUCGGUGGACAACGUUGGUAAACGGAAUCCUCCUAGCAAUCCUGGAGGCAAGCAGAACCAACCAAAACCGUGCCCAAUCUGUGGGAAACAAGGGCACAAGGUGCGAGACUGCGACGACUUUAAGAAGUGCAGCCUGGAGGAACGUUGGAUGCGCGUUCAGCAGCAUUACCUAUGCAGACGGUGCCUGGUAGCACACGGAAAGUUCCCGUGCAAGGCAACAUCGUGUGGAAUGGAAGGAUGUGAUGAGCGGCACCAUAAGCUUUUGCAUCCUGGAAAGCCACAGCCAGUAGUCCCAGCAAAACAGGCCACGGCGACCGAAAUCGUAAACGUCCACACCGCUCUGAAGGUAUCCACGCUCUUUCGUAUAGUACCAGUGACGCUGUACGGUAACGAAAGAUCUAUCCACACGUUUGCGUUUUUGGACGAAGGGUCCUCGUCUACACUGGUCGACGUCCGUAUUGCCCAGGAGUUGGGAGUGAAAGGUGAAGUCCAUCCGCUUUACUUGCAAUGGACCAGUGAUGUUGAACGAUGUGGGGACAAUUCUCAGCUGAUUCGACUGGAAAUCUCGGGUCGUGGGGCCAACAAACGAUACAUCGUUGCGGCAGCUCAUACCGUGGAUCAACUGUGUCUUCCUCAACAAAGCUUGCCGUUUGAUGAACUCGCUCAACAGUUUCCACACCUCCGUGGUCUACCCAUUCAAGGAUAUCGCAACGCCACUCCAACAAUCCUUAUCGGUUUGGACAACACUCACCUGAAGAUUCCUCUUAAGGUACAGGAAGGCAGAGUCGGUCAACCAGCGGCGGCGAAAACCAGACAGGGUUGGACGGUGUACGGCCCUAUUCCUGGUGGAAGCUCCUCGACUCAGCAGAGUCAGUUUCAUCUAUACAAGGAAGCUCGGAACCCUGACGAUGUGUUACACGACCUUGUGAAGGAGUUUUUCUCGGUGGAGCACGUUGGUGUUGCUGUAGCUCCUUUGUUGGAAGGAUCCGACGAAAUGCGUUCCAGAAAGAUCCUUGAAGAAACGACUUUACGGCUGCCAUCCGGUCGGUUUCAGACAGGGCUGCUCUGGAAAUAUGACCACAUCCACUUUCCAGACAGUAAGCCGAUGGCAGAGAGUCGGCUCAAAUCGCUGGAGCGUCGUUUGCGGCGGAAACCUGAAUUGUUCGAGAACCUGCAGCAGCAGAUAGUCGAGUACGUGGAAAAGGGGUACGCACACAAAAUAACACAGGAGGAGGUUCUCGGCUCAGAUCCCAAGAAAGUCUGGUAUCUUCCGUUGGAGGUGGUUGUUCAUCCCAAAAAGCCAGGAAAGGUUCGCAUAGUCUGGGAUGCGGCAGCGAGCGUCCAAGGCCAGUCUCUCAACUCUGCCUUGCUUCCAGGACCAGAUCUGUUGUCCUCCCUCCCGUCAGUGCUCUCCAAAUACCGUCAACGCCAGGUGGCGAUCUGUGGCGAUAUAAAGGAGAUGUUUCACCAGUUCCAGAUCAGACCCGAGGAUCGACAGGCACAACGGUUCCUGUUUCGAAGCGACUCCUCCAAAGCACCUGACAUCUACGUCAUGGACGUGGCCACCUUUGGUGUAGCUUGCUCUCCCUCUGCUGCACAGUUCAUCAAAAAUCAAAAUGCGAAGGACUUUGAGUCCGAAUUUCCUGAGGCUGCCGCAGCGAUCGUCCACAAUCACUAUGUGGACGACUAUUUGGACAGUCGGGACACCGUCGAUGAGGCAGCAGACCUGGCACUGCAAGUGAAAACUGUCCAUGCUAAAGCCGGGUUUCACAUUCGGAACUGGAUGUCCAACUCCAGAGAGGUGCUUUCACGGGUCGGGGAUUCAGCUGAAGAAUCUGCGAAGAAUUUCAAGACGCACUCAACUGCAGUUUCAGAACGCGUACUCGGGAUGAGCUGGUUUCCCGAAUCGGACGAGUUCGGAUUCCGCGGACUUUUCCGAGAACAACUAAUGCCUCUGCUUCAUGGAGAUGUGGUUCCUACAAAACGGCAGCUCCUCCAAGUGGUCAUGAGCAUUUUCGAUCCACUAGGUCUGGUGUCGCUCGCCGUGGGUCACGGAAAGAUCCUCGUUCAGAAGGCGUGGCGAGCAAAAAUCGGGUGGGACGACAAAAUCAACGAAGACUUGCUCGAACUAUGGCGUCGGUGGAUUGAGCUGUUGAGGCAGCUCGACACAGUUCGCAUACCACGGUGCUACUUCCCAGCAUACCUUCCGGAAAGCUACGAAUCUUUGCAGCUACACAUCUUUGUAGAUGCAAGUGAAGAGGCGUACGUGGCAACCGCCUUCUUCAGGAUCGUAGACCAGUCUCAAGUUCGCUGCUCUCUGGUAUCGUCAAAGACGAAAGUUGCCCCACUGAAGUUACUGUCAGUUCCCCGUCUUGAGCUCCAGGCUGCGUUACUAGGAGCCAGAUUAGCAGAGUCUGUAGCGGAAAACCACACUCUGCGAAUCAAACAACGAUUCUUCUGGAGUGAUUCUUCCACUGUCCUUUCUUGGCUACGCUCGGAUCAUAGACGAUAUCGCCAGUUUGUAGCGUACCGAGUGUCGGAGAUCCUGGACACUUCAAAAGUCGAUGAAUGGCACUAUGUUCCCUCGCACCUUAACGUGGCGGAUGAUGCCACUAAGUGGAAAGAGCGGCUCCAGAUCAGCAACAGUCAUCGCUGGUUCAGCGGACCAGACUUCCUGUACGAUCCUCCAAACCAGUGGCCAAAACAGGAGGUGCAAUCUACCACAACAACGGAGGAACUGAGACCCAUUUACGUCCAUCGAGAGCUUCGGAAGGAACAAGUGGUGCAAUUCAGCCACUUUUCCAAGUGGGAACGAUGUCUUCGUGCUGUCGCCUACGUUCACCGCUUCGUAGACCAGCUGAAGCGGAAGCGGAAUAAAGAAGAAUCUGACGUAACAGACAUCCUUACUCGAGAAGAGCUUCAGCGUGCGGAACAGACGGUUAUCAGGCAGGCCCAGUUCGAAGCCUUUGGAGAUGAAGUGAUCACGAUGCAGAACAACCAGACUCUACCAGUGGAUCAGCGUCAGCGCCUCGAAAGUUCAAGCAAGCUGUACAAACUGUCUCCUUUCUUGGACAAUCAAGGCGUAGUUCGAAUGGAAGGACGGAUCGACGGUUUCUCUGAUGCGACGUUUGAUUUCAAAUACCCUACUGUGCUACCGAAGAACCACUACGUUACCCAGCUCAUCGUCGAUUCGUACCAUCGGCGGUACAAGCAUUCCAACGGAGAGACAGCAGUGAAUGAAAUGCGGCAAAAAUAUCACCUGACGGAGAUGAGAGCAGCAUUUCGAAAGAUCAGCAAAACUUGCAUGUGGUGUAAGGUCUACAAGGCGACACCCGCAGUUCCAAGAAUGGCACCGCUAUCGGAGGCAAGAGUCACUCCCCGCAUCAGGCCGUUCAGCUUCGUUGGAGUGGAUUACUUCGGCCCGCUGUUGGUAGUCCAAGGUCGUCGUGAAGUGAAGCGAUGGGUCGCCCUCUUCACCUGUCUGACAAUCAGGGCGAUCCAUCUAGAAAUCGUCACCAGCUUAUCAGCGGAGUGCUGCAAGAUGGCUUUACGGCGGUUCAUAGCACGGAGGGGGGCACCUUCGGAGAUCUACAGUGAUCAAGGGACUAACUUCGUUGGGGUCAGUGGCGAGUUAAAGGAGCAAGUCAGAGCAGUCAACCAAGAGCUAGCAUCAACAUUCACCAAUACGGUCACCCAAUGGCGCUUCAAUCCUCCAGCUGCGCCGCAUAUGGGGGGGUCUUGGGAGCGCAUGGUUCGGUCGGUGAAGUGUGCAUUGGCUUCGCUAUCGGUCGAACGCAAACCUAACGAGGAAGUUUUGGUCACGUUGCUGGUGGAAGCUGAGUCGAUGGUAAAUUCGAGGCCGUUGACCUACAUGCCGCUGCAAACUUCGGAGCAUGUGGCACUUACUCCGAACUGUUUCCUCAUGCUGAGUACUAGCGGGGUGAACCAGCCUCCAACCCAGCUUGUGGACGAUAGGCAGACUCUUUACACCAGCUGGUUCCUGUGCCAACGAUUGCUGGACCAAUUCUGGACGCGCUGGGUAAAGGAGUACCUACCCACCAUCAACAGACGAACCAAGUGGUUCGUUGACACCAAGCCGGUCUCUGCCGGUGAUCUGGUGGUCAUCGUGGACGAUCGAGUCCGUAACGGAUGGAUAAGGGGACAAGUCCUACGCGUGUUCCCUGGACGAGAUGGCAGAUGUCGCAGCGCAAACGUACAGACAGCAACUGGUGUACUGCGACGUCCGGUGGCGAAACUAGCCGUCCUAGAUGUUGCUGGUAAUGCUCGAGAGGACAUGGAGCAAUACGGGUCGAUAGGAAUGUUCAGGACGGCGCCCUAUCGACCUAAUAAUUUCCCACCGUGUACCUACUGCCAACUGUGA